AUGGAAGACCAAAUCCAAAGAGAGUAAUUUUUAUCUAGACCAGACGCACUCUGCCGUCAUUGUGAUUCCAAAGUUGCAUGUUUUUCCAAGCCUGAAGCCACUUACUUCACAGGUCUGAUUGCAUGCAUUGUUAUCAUGAUAUUCGGAAUUUGGUCAUUUUGCAUCCUCCCAUUUGCAAUCCCACUAUCAAAAGCAAUAGUGAUCAGAUGCGCCAGAUGUAACUCAAAGCUCGAAACUAAGCAGCCAUUUGGUCUCUUCAGCCUAAAAGAUGAAGUUUUGACUAUCAAACUAGGAGACUGUGUAAUUGUGAUGACAAGAACCUAUUUAUUAGCUAUAACCAUAGUUGUCUCGGCACUUAUCAUGUAUUGAUGGUAUAUUUCAAUACCACCACCAAAAGAAAUUAUUUAUAGUAACGCUACGUGAGAAGAGUACUUAAAAGACUGUGGGAUGGAAGUUGUCCUUGUGAAUGGAGUAAGGGCAUCACAAAAAUUCAAAACUUUAUAUGAAGGAAAAACGGUCCAAUGGGAUGGGUAUUUAGUAAGAGCCACACAAAACCCAGGAGGCUAUAUCUUUAGGGGAGAUCAUGCAGUUGUGAUAUUGGCUAAAAUGGUCCCGACUGAGUCAAAUAUUCAUGCAGAUAUAAUUUUGACAAUGGACGACCAUGAUUUUGGAUCAAACAUAAGCACGCUGAGGUCAUUGCAGAAAGGAUCACAUUUUAGGUUUAACGCUACAUUUGUAUCACUUGGGAAUGAAAAUAUGCUUCACCAUUUUCAUGCUAGCUAUAUUGAAAAACUAGACGGACACAUGCAAAUUGCUGACCAUGUGCAUAUUGUGAACCAAAGAUACAAUGUAAAUAAUUCACCAUCAAAAGCACUAGACUCAGGACAAUAA
Blepharisma stoltei is the source of this 891-nucleotide messenger RNA. NCBI's taxonomy places the organism in Eukaryota, Ciliophora, Heterotrichea, Heterotrichida, Blepharismidae. The record is from the annotation of a GenBank genome assembly.